Peronospora matthiolae is the source of this 3942-nucleotide messenger RNA. The record is from the annotation of a GenBank genome assembly. Lineage: Eukaryota; Oomycota; Peronosporomycetes; Peronosporales; Peronosporaceae.
AUGAGCUACAGCGGAGGCGGCAGCAGCAGCAGCUACGGAGACCAGCGCGGGGGAUACGGGGCACGGGGCAGUGGCGAGCACGGUCGGGGGUACGAGGACGGCAGUCGUCCCGACAGCAGCAGCAGCAACAGUCGAGGUUACACGGACCACCGGGGAGGAGGGUACAGUGGCGGGGUAGGGUACAGUGGCGACCGCAGUGCAGGGUACGUUGAGGAACGCGGGGUAGGGUACGAUCAGCGAGGGGGGUACGAUCGCAGUUCCCGGUCGUCCGGGGGGUACGACGAGUACCGUCAAGGGGGGUACGGGGUCUCAACAUCUGGAACCAGGGGGUACAACGCGCUUCCUCCAGGGGGUUACAGCAGUAGGGGGUACGACGACCGCAGCCGAGGUGAUUCGUAUGCCAGUCGGGGUUACGAGGCGUCGGCCUAUGACGAUCGCAGAGGACACGGCAGCUCGUCGUAUGCGUCGUAUGGCAGUAGUUCGGUAGGGUACGACAGCCGCGGGGGGUACGGUGCUGUAUCCUCUGGGGGGUACGAUCAAGCUCGCAGUGGGUACAGCGAUCGGGGAAGCUACAAAGGCGAGGAAGGCAGCUACGGCGCUGGAGGGAGCUCGCGUGGGUACGCUGGUGGUUACGAUGACCGUGGGUACGGAAGUGCAGCAGGCGGGGAUCGAGGUUACGGAAGCGCAGCAGGAGGUGAUCGGGGGUACGGAGGCGCAGCAGGAAGUGAUCGAGGGUACGGAGGUCGCAGUGAUCGCGGCUAUGGGGACGCCAGUGGUGGCAGCCGCAGUGAGCGCGGCUAUGGAGAUGCCAGUGGAGGAGUGAAAGACGAACGGGGGUACAGCGGUAGUACUGAUCGGGGGUACGGCGGUGCUGUAGACCGUAGAGGAGAUCGAGGAGGAGACCGCGGAGGAGACCGCGGAGCAGACCGUGGGUAUGGACGCCGUAGUAGUGCUUCGGGUGACGACCGCCGUGGAGGAGAUCGUGGGGCAGGUGAUCGUGGGACAGGUGAUCGUGGGACAGGUGAUCGUGGUUAUGGGAAUGGUGGCCGAGGCGGCGGCCGCUUUGGUGGUGGAGGGGGUCGCGGUGGUGGACGCGGCGAGUCUGGCCCUGGUGUGGGCACGGUGAGUGGCUCCGGGUACGAAACAAUUGGCGAUGCUGUGGCUGAUCCUCGUCUUGAGGACAGCUGGAGUGGCCGUGCUGGAGUGCGUGAGGUCAGUGCUGAGGACCCGGAUCUGCAGCAGGAAUUUCUCAUUUGUCGACGCCCGGGUUUCGCCACAGGUGGCAAGUCAGUCCAGCUGCAGGUAAACUACUUUGGUGUGUCGUUGGAGUCAACUCCAGCUGAGAUUUUCAAGUACCACGUGGAUGUUGAGCGCUCCCCUGACCAGGUGGCGGAUUCGAAGUAUGGUCCGUCCGACAAUGAUGCAGAGAAAACUGAGACUUCGGGGGAGAAGCCCAAGCUAGACAGUAAGGAUGUGAAGGACGGCGACAACAACAAAGACGUUGAAAUGAGCGAUGCCUCAGCGCCUCCUAAGCGUGAGGAGCGACCUCUCCCGCGUUCUUUAGUGCGAAACGUGAUUAAUGCUGCCCUGAGGCAGUAUGAGGCUGAAUUUGGAGGAGUUCGUGUCGUUCACGACGGGAUGUCUGCUAUGUACGUACCUUCUAUGCUGCCAUGGGACGCACACUCGAAGACCUUCGCCGAUGUUAAUCCGGAUGGCCCCAGCCCGACACCGGCACCCGCACCUGUGGCUAGUGAGGGUGACGCACCCCGCCGUCCUUUCAGGGGCCCGCGGACAUUUGUGGUGAAUAUCAAGCUCGCCGAGACGAUUUCGACGAGCUCCCUAACCGAUUAUUACUCGAACCCGGACGUAAACAUCAUGCCAGUUCUGCAGGCCUUGGACGUGGCUGCGCGACACUUGGGGGCGCAGCGUUUGAUAACUGUGGGUCGCAACUUUUUCUCGAUGAAGAAAACAUUUCCUCUGAAGGGUGGUAAAGAACUGUGCUGGGGCUACCACCAGGCCAUUCGCGUUGCCGACCGCAAGUUGCUUAUGAAUGUGGAUCAGGCUGCCACAGUAUUUUAUGCGCCAAAAGAGCUAAUGGAACUCGUGCUGCCUGCGCUGAACGCGCGUUCGGUCAACGACGUUCGUUCUUUAUCAGAGCGCGACAGUAAAAAUCUGGCACGAGCUUUGCGCAAGAUUGAAGUCGUGCCUACCCACCGUAAGGACCGAAAACGUGCAAUCUUCGGAAUCAGCGCACUUCCAGCCAACGAAACUAUCGUGAACAUCAAGGGUGAAUCGAUGUCCAUCGCUGACUAUUUCGGCAAGAGAUACAACGUGAAUUUACGAUACCCACAUUUGCCGCUGGUGAACGUUGGCAGUAAACGACCGGGCAAGGAAAACUGGCUGCCGAUUGAGUUAUGUGAGGUGGCACCAGGGCAGCGGUGUGCGAAUAUAAACGAGCUAGAUACUGCGGAAAUCAUUCGGCAGACGAGUCAGCCUCCACGCGCUCGUCAAGAAACUAUUAUGGACCAAGUGCGCCAAGCAGGAUUUGAGAACGACCCGUACUUGGCUGCUUUUGGUAUCAAGGUGGAACAGCGUCUCGAAACGGCAAAUGCUCGUGUAAUGGAUCCACCUGACGUGCAGUAUGCGAACGUGUCUGAGCGGCCGUCUGGAGGCCAAUGGAAUUUACGAGACAAGCGCUUUGUGGAUGGUGCUACAAUGCGCAACUGGGGAGUAGUCGUCACUGCCAACGUCGGAGAGCGUGAUGUCCAGAGUUUCAUUCGAACCUUGGUUGAUAUGGCGGGCAAGAGUGGCUUAACGAUUGAAGACAGCAAGCCGCAUACGAUUCACAUUGACCAGCACCGUGGUGCGCAAGUCGAAGAGCUAAUGAAACUAUGUUUUCAGGAGAUGGAGGGGCGCAACAAAGGCCCUCCGCAACUCAUUAUGGUGAUCAAGCAGGACAAAAGCGUUGGAUCUUACGGCGACAUUAAGCGUAUGUCCGACACGGUACUGGGAAUUCCCAGUCAGUGCAUCGUGUCGCAGAAUGUGCGCAGUGCGAAGCCACAGUACUGCGCUAACGUCUGUCUGAAGAUCAACAUGAAGCUGAGCGGAAAGAAUUCGAUCUUGCGGGAGUCGUUACCCUUGGUGAGUGAUGCCCCGACAAUCAUUAUUGGCGCUGAUGUGGAGCACCCUCGUUCGGGCAUGGGCUCACGACCGUCUAUCGCUUCUGUGGUCGCUUCUCUGGAUCGUUACUCAGCAAAGUACGUUGCUCGUGUCGCUGCGCAGAAGGCUUCUAGUGGCAUUCAGCUUCUGCCACAUAUGCUGCGUGACCUCUUUUUGGCGUAUUACCGGAGUACUAGUCGAAAGCCAGAGCAUGUCAUCUACUAUCGUGAUGGUGUGAGCGAGGGCCAGUACUAUGCUAUCUUGCAGACAGAGAUGCGUGCACUUCGGAAGGCGUUCAAGAUGAUCUCGGACGAUUACAACCCACCCGUGACAUUCAUCAUCGUGAACAAGCGCCACCAUAUGCGUGCUUUUCCUGUAAACCCGCGCGAAGCCGAUCGGAAGGGUAAUGUGGUUCCCGGAACGGUGAUUGAUUCUGGAAUCGUGGAUUCGCACCGCUUCGACUUCUUUUUGUACGGCCACAGCGGCAUUCAAGGUACAAGCGUCCCCUGUCACUACACUGUUUUGCACGACGAGAACAAAAUGUCGGCAGAAGACGUGCAGCGUCUCACGUACCAUCUCGGAUACACGUUUGCGCGAUGCACUCGGUCGGUGUCGUUCGCCACGCCCGCUUACUACGCGCAUUUGGCCGCUGGUCGUGCGCGCUUUUUCCUAAACGAAAGCUCUGAUGGCGCUUCUACUGUGGGAUCGCUCAACUCGAGCUCAUCCAAUUUCGACUUCACGGCGCUGCACAACGACCUCAAGAAUUGCAUGUUUUUCAUUUAG